AUGGCUUACGUUUUAACUGAAACAGCAGCAGGAUAUGCCUUAUUGAAGGCAGCUGAUAAAAAAAUCCACAAAUCUUCUUCUUUAGUUGAAGACUUGAACACAGCCGAAAAAGUUGCUGAACAAUUCAAAAUUCACCGUUUUGAAAAAUUUCAGUCAGCAGCAAAUGCAUUAGAAGAGGCUAAUGCCAUUAUUGAAGGUAAAGUUUCAGAAAAUUUACAAAAAUUAUUAGAAGAUGCCAAAUCAGAUAAAAAGGCUACUUUGAUUGUCUCAGAAGCCAAAUUGGGUAAUGCUAUCAAUAAAUUGGGUUUGAACUUUCAAGUUGUAAGCGAUGCUGCAUCUUUGGAUUUACAAAGAGCCAUCAAACAAUUUUUGCCAGAAUUAUUACCUGGUUUGGAUGAUUCAGCAUUAAAACAAAUGUCUUUGGGUUUAGCUCACUCUAUGGGUCGUCAUAAAUUAAAAUUCUCUGCCGAUAAGGUAGACACCAUGAUUAUUCAAGCUAUAGCCUUAUUGGAUGAUUUAGAUAAAGAGUUAAAUACCUAUGCCAUGAGAUGUAAGGAAUGGUACGGUUGGCAUUUCCCAGAAUUGGCCAAAAUGAUUACUGAUUCUGCUGCAUACGCUAGAAUUAUUUUGACCAUGGGUGUUAGAUCUAAUGCUUCUGAAACCGACUUAUCUGAAAUCUUACCAGAAGAAGUUGAAGAACAAGUCAAAGCUGCUGCUGAAGUGUCUAUGGGGACUGAAAUCACUGAAGAUGAUUUGAAUAACAUAAAGGCAUUGGCCGAGCAAAUUGUUGAUUUUGCUGCUUACAGAGAACAAUUAUCCAAUUACUUGUCUUCUCGUAUGAAAGCUAUCGCACCAAAUUUGACUGCUAUGGUUGGAGAAUUAGUCGGUGCUAGAUUGAUUGCUCACGCAGGUUCAUUGACAUCAUUAGCUAAAGCCCCAGCUUCAACUGUACAAAUUUUGGGUGCCGAAAAGGCUUUGUUCAGAGCUUUGAAAACCAAACAUGACACACCAAAAUAUGGUAUAAUCUACCAUGCUUCAUUGGUUGGUCAAGCCAGUGGUAAAAACAAAGGUAGAAUUGCUAGAACAUUAGCUGCUAAGGCUGCUGUGUCAUUGAGAUACGAUUGUUUUGACGAAGAAAGAGACGAAUCAGAUGACUUUGGUUUAGAAAACAGAGCCAAGGUUGAAGGUAGAUUGAGUCAAUUGGAGGGACGUGAUAUGAGAACCACCUCUAAAGUUGUGAGAGAACAACCAAAAGUGGAAAUAACCGAAGCCCGUGCUUAUAAUGCAGAUGCCGAUUCUACUGCUGCUGCAGCUGCUGCUGCCCCAACUGCUGAUUCAGACGACGAAGAGUCCGAGACAGAAGAAGUUGAAGAAAAGAAAUCUAAGAAAGAUAAAAAGAAGGAUAAGAAAGAAAAGAAGGAUAAGAAGAAGGACAAGAAGAGAAAGAGAGAUGACGAUAAAGAAGAUAAAGAAUCUUCUAAAAAACUGAAGAAGGACAAAAAGGAAAAGAAAGAGAAAAAGGAAAAGAAAGCAAAGAAGGAAAAGAAGUAA
This is a messenger RNA of Candida albicans SC5314, 1551 nucleotides long. It is a transcript of the gene NOP5, whose product is annotated as RNA-processing protein. Lineage: Eukaryota; Fungi; Ascomycota; Pichiomycetes; Serinales; Debaryomycetaceae. Bases 1 to 1551 code for a protein of 516 amino acids. Gene Ontology annotation, molecular function: snoRNA binding. Gene Ontology annotation, cellular component: small-subunit processome; box C/D methylation guide snoRNP complex. The transcript has a single exon. The record is from RefSeq and is a predicted model, not a curated record.